AUGAACGCUCAGGUGCGUCUCUCUGUGCUGCUCACCUGCUGGACUGUGACUUCCGUCCUCGCUUCUUUGGAGCGCACGGCUCACGGCUGGAGCACACGUGCCAUCGGUAGGGCCGGUGCGGCUCGGGUGACACACAUCCGUGCAGGGCCACCGUUCCUCAAGAGCGACAACAAAGGAAUCGGCCUCCCGAGCAAAGUACACGCGCCUGCAACCAUCAGCGCACCAGGAAGAAAGGUGGGAGCUGCAGGGGGCGGAGCUGGUGUCCUCAGAGGCUCCUCCAAGGUUCCUAAGGGUUCUGUUCAUCCGGCUGCAAGUGUCAAGGUGACACCGCACGACUACAUGUUGUCUCUGUACUGGAGCCGCUCACACGACCCGCGCAACCGCAGCAUGGCCGACACCGUCACCAGCUUUGUGGACAGAGGUCAAGAUGAGCGUGGGUCCAUUCUGAGGCGUCAGCAGUACCACUUCAACAUUUCUGUGGAUCCGGAUGAACUUCUGGGAGCGGAGCUUCGCAUCCUGAGAAAGCGCUGGCCUGACCCCCGCAAGGCGGCGCUGGGCGGGGCCAGGUGGCUGAAGCUGUACGAGUGUGGAUGGGCCGGACAGAAGGCCGUCCUGCUGCAGACGAUAGCGGCGGGGCCGUUGGAGGGUUCUGGCGGCAGGUGGGAGGUGUUCAACGUGUGGAAAGCAGUGAAGGGCUUAAAACGGACCCAACAGAACCAGCCACUGUGCUUCCAACUGGAAGGGGGCGGUGGUGCCGACCUGCGCUCGCUGGGCUUGGGCCGACCCAGAAGGAGCGACAAGGAGAAGGCCUUCCUGCUAGCGUUUGGCAGGAGCAGCAAGUCUGACCUGUUCUACAACGAGAUCCAAGCCCGAUCCGGUCACGACAACAAAACUGUUUAUGAGUACUUGUUCACGCAGCGACGCACGAGGCGGGCUCCGCCCACCGGGGCCCUCCAAAAGCUGCCCCCUCAGACCCUCCCGCCAAAGACGCAUGCGCGUUGCCAGCGGCGCCGCCUCCACGUCAACUUUAAAGAGAUGGGCUGGGACGACUGGAUCAUCGCGCCGCUCGACUACCAUGCCUUCCACUGCGGCGGCGCCUGCGACUUCCCUCUGCGAUCGCACAUGGAGCCUACCAACCACGCCAUCAUACAGACCCUCCUCCACUCCAUGGACCCGCCCUCAGCCCCGCCCUCCUGCUGCGUUCCCACGCGCCUUAGUCCAAUCAGCAUCCUGUACGUGGACUCCAACAACAACGUGGUCUACAAGCAGUACGACGACAUGGUGGUGGACGCCUGCGGCUGCAGGUAG
Dunckerocampus dactyliophorus (ringed pipefish) is the source of this 1308-nucleotide messenger RNA. RefSeq names its product growth differentiation factor 5 (gene gdf5). The transcript has 2 exons. NCBI's taxonomy places the organism in Eukaryota, Metazoa, Chordata, Actinopteri, Syngnathiformes, Syngnathidae. Gene Ontology annotation, molecular function: growth factor activity; cytokine activity. The coding region runs from base 1 to 1308 and encodes 435 amino acids. The record is from RefSeq and is a predicted model, not a curated record. Gene Ontology annotation, cellular component: extracellular region. Gene Ontology annotation, biological process: SMAD protein signal transduction; BMP signaling pathway.